This is a messenger RNA of Rosa chinensis, 1720 nucleotides long. Its product is annotated as WD repeat-containing protein ATCSA-1. The transcript is spliced from 8 exons. Gene Ontology annotation, cellular component: nucleotide-excision repair complex; Cul4A-RING E3 ubiquitin ligase complex. Gene Ontology annotation, molecular function: protein binding. Bases 129 to 1475 code for a protein of 448 amino acids. The record is from RefSeq and is a predicted model, not a curated record. Gene Ontology annotation, biological process: protein polyubiquitination; proteasome-mediated ubiquitin-dependent protein catabolic process; transcription-coupled nucleotide-excision repair. NCBI's taxonomy places the organism in Eukaryota, Viridiplantae, Streptophyta, Magnoliopsida, Rosales, Rosaceae.
CCUCUUAAGAAUCAAAUCAAGCAGAAGAGAAAAAAAUUUUGGAGGAGCGAAUCGAAACCAUAAAUUAAGAGCAAGAGCCUCUUGAGGUCUAGAGAAUAUUCUCUCUGCCGGUUAAUGAUGCUCCGAAAAUGUGGCGGGAAAUCGGCGACAGAGAAGCGGGGAAGCUCCGCCCAAGUUCGUUCUCGAAUCGGGUCAAGUCAAAUCGGAUCCAGACGCUCCAGCUCUCCAAUCAGAAAGAAAUCGUCUCCCCUCACCGAGGCGCCAUCAACUCUCUCCAGGUCGAUUUGACGGAGGGGCGGUACUUGUUGUCCGGCGCCUCCGACGCGUCGGCCGCCGUGUACGACAUCCAGCGCGGCACGGAUUACGAGGGCGGCGGUGCUAUUUCGAAGCACAAGGCGAUAUUCGUGGUGGAUAAGCAACAUGAGAACGGGCACAAGUAUGCGGUGUCGUCGGCGGUUUGGUAUCCGGUUGACACCGGACUAUUUGUGACGGGUUCUUAUGAUCAUCAUAUUAACGUGUGGGAUACGAACACGACUCAGGUGGUGAUGAAUUUCAAAAUGCCUGGGAAGGUUUAUAGGACUGCCAUGUCUUCCUUGGCAACUUCUCAUAUGUUGAUUGCUGCUGGAACUGAAGAUGUGCAAGUUCGGCUCUGUGAUAUUGCUUCCGGGGCAUUUGCUCACACUCUGUCUGGUCACCGCGAUGGUGUAAUGACAGUGGAAUGGUCUACUUCUAGUGAGUGGGUUUUGGUUACUGGGGGAUGUGAUGGUGCAAUUCGUUUUUGGGACAUUAGACGUGCUGGAUGUUUUCUUGUUUUAGAUCAGUCCCAGUCUCAGCUUGGGAGGCGCCCUCCAGUCCUGCAACGCUCUGCCACAAAUAAGGGUUCAACAGCUAAGCCCUUGUUAGCUAGUCAAAGCUCAUUUGCAAAAGCACGGGCACAACAAAGGAAACAUACUAAUGGAAAUGGUGCAAAAUCAUCCACCAGUAAAAUCCCAGUAAAGGGAUCUAUGAAGCAAAGAUUACAUCCAGGAAUGUUGUCUAGUCAGGAUCGUGCUACUGCUCAUUAUGGUGCCGUUACUGGGUUAAAAGUUACUGAUGACGGCAUGUAUCUACUAAGUGCAGGUUCUGAUUCAAGACUAAGAUUGUGGGAUGUCGAAUCUGGCUGCAAUACUUUGGUGAACUUUGAAACUGUGCGCCUGCAGACAAGCAAACCCAUACAGUUAGCCACAAGCCCGAAUUCACCACUUGCUUUUGUUCCAUGCAUGACAGCUGUGAAGGCAUUCGAUAUGUGGUCAGGCAGGACGGCCCUGACAUUUCGUGGUCACUAUGAACAUGUGAACUGUUGCUGGUUUAGUUUGCAAGAUCAGGAACUGUACACAGGUGGCAAUGAUAGACAAAUUCUAGUAUGGUCACCAUCCAGAUUGAUUUCCGAUGAGGAUGAAGGACCUGUUAAGGAUGAGGAUAACUGGAGUGAUUGACAUGAGCUGUAGUUGCCCCGGAGUUACGAGAUAUGUUGGAAAAAUGGAAAGGGGAAAUACAGUUACAUAUCUUACUGCGAGUUCCCUAUGUUGCUUUCGUUCCUUUUAGCUUGACACCUACAAUAACAAGCACACAUUUUACUUUUAACUUGUGCAUAGUGUAUAUACAUGUAGAGGUUUAUUUGUGAAACCAGACAAAUUUUAAUCUUGAAUACAAAAAAGGGCAAAUUUUUCAUUGAAAUAUA